Molecule: messenger RNA, 2418 nt
Organism: Paramecium pentaurelia
Lineage: Eukaryota; Ciliophora; Oligohymenophorea; Peniculida; Parameciidae
Source: the annotation of a GenBank genome assembly
AUGUUAUUGUUUCUUUUAUAUAUUACAUAAAGUCUAUGUUAUUUGAUAUUUGAAUAAAAAGGAAGAAUUAACAAUUCAUUACAUAUUGAUAUGGACAUUACAAAAGAAGAAAAAUAACAAUUAGAUAAAGAUAAUUUAUGGUUUGAUUUUUAAUUUGAUUUUCCAACACCUAUAUCAAUUCAAAUUGAAGACAUGAUUACUAAUUUAGAUUAAUUACUUUUAGUUUAAGUUUAAGAUGCAUAAUAUGGUCUAUUCAUAUGCAAAGAUUUUUAAUUAUCUAAUUAAAAGACUACAAUUAUACUUGAUCCAUUACCUUAAUAUUAAGAAUAAUGGUAUAAAUAUAAAGUUUAGGUAAAUAAAUAUCCAAGAAUACUUACCAGAUUUUAAUCUGAAUUAGGUUUUACUAAAAACUCUGCCGAAGUGAUUUAUAAUUUGAAUAUGACUUAUGAAACUUCUGGGUUUUAUCAAAUUGAAAUUAAUUAUUAAUAUGGGUCUGGAAAUUUGGAACUUUAAACAUGUAAAAGUAAUCUUUGCUAUAAUUAAACUAAUCAAACAAAUAUACUCUUAAAUUAUUCAUAAAUAGAAUGCACACUAAUUUAAAUGGAUUCUUUAUAGGAUCUUUGUAAUCAUCAACUCAAAGUAACUACAAUUAAUGCAACAUUUUAUUAUCUUACUUUUAAACACUAUAGUUCUGCUAAUGUAUAAUUUGUAAAACCUAAUAAAAUAACAUAAAUUGACAUAUUAAAUAAGGAAGCUUCUAUUGUUUUGGAUCAUUUAAAUUCUCUUAAUUUUAUCUAUAUCAAUUAAAAGAUAAAAGCAAUCCAAUACUCUGAAAACUAAAGAAAAUAAUUUGAUAGUAAUAUUAUCAUUUUUGCUAAUGAAGUAUAAAAUUUACAAGAUUGGGAUUAAAACUUUUAUAUAUAGUCAUCUUCAAAUUAAAAAUUAAAAUUAUAAUAUCUUAAUUAAAUUUAGAUUCUAUAUUUGAAUUCAAAUUUUAAAUUAGAAUAAGAAGAAGAUUCUUAUCAUUUCUAUUGUGUUGAUACUAUAUUUCCUGAAUUUGUAUUUGAACUUUUUGUUUAUGAUUAUGAAUUAUUAGUCUAAAUUUAUUUCUCCAAUGUCACUUAAUAUCCUAAUGAACAUAUGAAUCAAUUUGAAUUAAUUGAAUCAAAUAUCAAAUCUAUUAAUAUGAAUUCUGAUACAAAAAUGUAUAUUGGUAUUAAAACCAAACAUAAAUCUCUUGAAUAUUAAUUAUAUAUAAGAGAUCCUACUUUCUAUUUUUUAAAUCUGUUUUAAUUAAGAAAAUUUAGCUAUUGUAAAACAUGUUAGAUGGAAUUCAAAUAUGCUUCAUAAUUAAAGGCAGAAAUUCAAAUCCAUAUUUAUUAUCAUUAAAUGAGGUAUGAAGAAGACAAUUCUCUAUUUUAAAUAUUAUUAAUAGAGAAUGGGAAAUUCAUUAAACCUAUAUAAAUUUACCAUACAUAAAAUUAUCUAAGAUAUUCUCUUUUAACAGAAGUUGGAUUAUAAUAUAUUAUUCUAACAAAAAGUAAUAUUUAAUAGGAUCUAUAAAUAAUGAUAACUGAUAAAAAAAUUUUAGAAAUUAAAUUUGACUAAGAUAUUUGUUCAAUUGAUUUCUCUGUAGAAAUUUUAAAAAUACAAUAAACAAACAAUAAUAUAUAUCAUUUAUAUUUCAAAGAAGAUUUAGAAGAAACAAUUAAAAUCAUUAAUAGAAAUGGCUAAUCAGAAGUUACAAAAAUUGCAUAAAAUUAUUAUAAAGUCUAAUUUUAAAAUAAUCUAAAAGAAGAUGCUUAUACAUAUUUUAUGAUAGAAGGUAUUAAAUCAUAGUCAUCAAUAAUAUUAUAAGUAUAAGAAAAACCUUAUAAAAAUAUUGAAUUGAUAUCCCAUAAUAUAUUUCUCUCUCCUCUUAAAUAUGAACAACAAUUAAAAGGCCUUACUCUAUAUAUUUAAAUUCUUGAUUGCUCAUAAUUAAAUUGUGAUGAAUUAAAUAUUUAAAAAAUUCUUAUCAUAACUAAAAUAGGUUUUAAAAAUAAAUCUAUUGAGUAUACAAAAGGAUAUUACAACUUAAACGAAUAUCAUUCAACUUUAAAUGAUUUAUAUGAUCCUAUUUCUAACAUUCAAACAAUUUAAUUGAUAGCAUCAAUUAAUUAGGAUAAUUAUAAUUUUAACUUUACUUCUACAGAAUUUUAAUUAUUAUUAAAAAAUUAAAUAAUGAUAUAAAGGUAAGAACCUCAACUAAAAAAUCUAUUAUUUGCUAUUUUGUAUAUAAUUUUCAUAGUUUUUCUUGGAUAUAUAGUCUUUAAAAUGAUUUUUAGAAAGAAAGUAACCAUAAUUCCAAAGAAAAUAAAUAAAAGAUCUAAUAAUUAUGAAGAUGAAGAAGAAUCAAUAUCAAUAGAUGGUUUAUGA